Molecule: messenger RNA, 1625 nt
Organism: Hordeum vulgare subsp. vulgare (domesticated barley)
Lineage: Eukaryota; Viridiplantae; Streptophyta; Magnoliopsida; Poales; Poaceae
Product: putative RNA-binding protein Luc7-like 1
Exons: 13
Coding region: 163-1407 (414 amino acids)
Biological process (GO): mRNA splice site recognition
Cellular component (GO): U2-type prespliceosome; U1 snRNP
Molecular function (GO): mRNA binding
Source: RefSeq, a predicted model, not a curated record
CUUUUUCCUGGCGCCGGCGGCACCCAGGACCUUCCAGAACCCCAGGUUCCAGCUUCCUUCUCCUCUCCUCGCCAUCACGCCACCGAAGCAACCUCCUCCCCCUUCUCCCGGAACCAAAAACCCUAGCAAAGGGAGGGAGGGAGGGCCCCGCCGCGCGGCGCCAUGGACGCCAUCCGGAAGCAGCUCGACCAGCUCAUGGGCGCAAACCGCAAUGGCGACGUCCGGGAGGUCAGCCGCAAGUACUACGACCGCGACGUCUGCCGCCUCUUCCUCGCCGGCCUCUGCCCCCACGACCUCUUCCAGCUCACCAAGAUGGACAUGGGUCCGUGUCCUAAGCUGCACUCGUUGCAGCUCCGCAAGGAAUACGAGGAGGCCAAAGCCAAAGGUAUGGACAACUAUGAUCGUGAAUUGGAAGAAACUAUAGAAAGACUGAUAGUUGAGUGCGAGAGAAAGAUUCAAAGAGCCCUUAAGCGUUUGGAGGAGGAAGACGCCAAGGCAGCUAUUGCAAUUUCUAUCACUGAGGUUACACAGAGUAAAGAGGUACUCGAGUUCUCCAAACAAAUUAAGGAGAAGAUGAAGGAGAUAGACACUUUUGAUUUUGAGGGAGACACUGAGGGCAAAAUUCGGGCUACUGAAGAGGUUGAUAAACUCAAGGAACAGAGAGCUGAAGAGCAGGCAAAGCUGCUCCUUGAAGCCUUUAAUAAGGACCGUGCUUUGUUAGUGACUUCUCUCCAAACUGCUACGCAAUCAACAGCACCUGCUGCUCCAGAUGCUCGUACACAAGAAAUGAUUAACGAAAAGCUCAAAAAAGCAGAGGAACUAGGUGAGAGUGGGAUGAUUGAUGAAGCACAAAAACUGUUGGAUGAAGCAGAAGCUCUGAAGAAGCUGGGUGCGCGGCCACAGCCUGUUCCUGACUCCGCAAAAAUGUCGACUCACGUUCAAAUUACUGAUCAAAAGUUGCGCCUGUGUGACAUAUGUGGAGCAUUCUUGAGCGUGUAUGACAGUGACCGGCGUUUAGCAGAUCAUUUCGGAGGGAAACUCCAUAUGGGUUAUAUGCUAAUACGUGAGAAGUUGUCUGAACUGCAGGAAGAGAAAAACAAAAGGCGCAAGGUGGAUCGAGCUGAACAUGACAGAAGAUCCAAGGAAAGGAGCACAGAACGUGAUAGAGCAUCAAGCAGGGACCGUCAUAGAGGAGAAAGAAGCAGCAGUCGUGGCAGGGACAGGGAUUAUGACCGUAGAAGUAGCCAUGAUCGCUACCAUGACAGAGAAAGUAGAUAUGACCAUGAUAAAGAAUCAGGGAGAUCUCGUAGCUAUGAUUCGAGGAACCGCCGAAGGUCACGUUCCCCAAGGGAUAGUUCUAGGGACUAUGAUCGACACGGGCGUCGUGACCGUCGAGAUGGGCACUAAUGCAAGCAGGCUUGCAUUAGAUUUUCUGAGGGUUCUGCCUAGAAAGACAAGAAUGGCCAGCUUGCAACUGGAGGAAGGCACAUGUUCUGUUAGUAUGUUUACAUAUAUGUGCAUCUUCCUUUACCCCAUAACCAAUGAAUGUGAUAUGUUGAACCAUUGUCUGUUAUAUCGUUAACCAGUUGCCAACCUUAUGUAUUUCAUGGUAUUCCUUGCCAAAA